AUGGACUACGAGAUGGAACGCGGCCAAAAACGAAAGGACAGGACCUCUGAGGAAUCAGAAGGAUCGGAUGAAUCUGUAGGAACGGUUAUACGAGACACAAAAACGGAGUUCUUAGGGGAUUCAUCGGUCAGUAUAGGGUCACAAAUGCUGGAAUGGAUAGGGGAACUGGACGAGCUGAGACUACGGGAGAAAGGCCUACAAGGGAAAAUUAGUGGUGACAUGAAGGAGCUACUUACCAGGCUAAAAACAGCAGCUAGCGGACUUACCCAAAAAUGUGUAGAGACCCAGGAGCGGCUAUCCAACGACGACAGAGAGAAGGAGAUAGUGACACUGCGAGCGGAGACAGGGAACCUGAAAAAAACAAAUAUUGAAUUAGUAACAACGAUUGGUAGGUUACACGAGACAAACAAACGAUUAAUAGACGAGAACAAACACCUCGGGGAAGAAGUGAGGAAAGGAUGGAGUGGCAGGAUAGAAAGAGGAGAGGAUGUUGGUAGGGAUGACUCGAUUCCUGAGAAAGGAAUGGAUGAACGGGUGAAACCCCCGUUAACGAGAGGCGAGAAAGGGACAGGAAAAAGGACAGAUAUAAGGAUUCGAGAGAUGGAUAAGUCCAAGAGGGCAGUCAGAAUCAUAGAUCCUCAACAGGAAAAGGAUAGAGCACUGACGGAACAAAUUGAGGAGUUGAUUUCCCAAAGAAAGGAGUUACGGAGGAUGAGGAAACAAGGAGACGAAUCGACGACGGAGGAAACCCCCUUACCACAGCGGACAAGGAGUACAAGGACGCGAACAUGGGCACAAUCGAUCCCACGAACCGAGGAUGAAUCAACGGAUGGAGGUUUAGAGGACCACUUUCCACCGCUGAGAAACUCUAAUGAGUGGACAGUGGUGGAAAAUAGAAGGAAUAAGGGAAGAAGAAUGAGAGAGGCUAACGUAAGAGGAAAGCAGGAUAGCUGGACCCCGAAUAAGGAAGAGAAGAGAAGGAUAACGCGGAGAAGACCACCGAAAACAGAGGCAGUCUGGUUAUCGGGUGUGAAGGCAGGAAUUACAGGAGCAGACAUCCUGAAAAUGGCUAAAAAAGGAGUGUCGUUGGAGGAGCUAGGGAUUGAAGAGAUGAAAACUAGGAGAACAGCAACUGGAGCUACGCUAAUUGAAAUCGCUGGGGAAAAUAACAAGGCGAAAGCAGAUGAAUUGGCGGCGAAGCUGAAAGGAGUGUUUGCGGAAUCACAGGUGCAUAUAAGGAGGCCAACAAAGAAGGCGGAAAUUAGAAUUAUAGGCUUAGACGAGGAUACCACGGAGGAAGAUGUGCGACAGGCAAUUGAAAAGUUUGGAAAAGGAGAGCACAGUGAUAUUAAAACGGGUAGGAUAGCCAGGACAAGGAUGGGUACAGGGAUCAUCUGGGUACUCUGUCCUUUGGAGGUUGCUACGGAAGUAGUGAGGAUUGGCAGGAUAAGGAUCGGAUGGACUAGCGCGAGGGUUGAGAUGAUAGAAGCGCGACCGAUACGAUGUUUUAAGUGUUUGGAAGCGGGACAUGUAAGGGAAAGAUGUACGAGUGAAAUAGAUAGAAUGGGAGCAUGUUUUAAAUGUGGUGAAAACAACCACAAGGCAGCCGAAUGUACAAACAAACCACACUGUCCAGCGUGUAAGCGAAACGGGAAAGACGUUAAUCAUAGGAUAGGAAGUCUAAUAUGCACGCAAAAUACGAAGAAAAAUGCUACAACGGAAAGGAACUACGCGGAGGGUAGAAAUUAUCGAACCGAAUAA
Messenger RNA from Ooceraea biroi (clonal raider ant), 1761 nucleotides. RefSeq lists its product as uncharacterized. Lineage: Eukaryota; Metazoa; Arthropoda; Insecta; Hymenoptera; Formicidae. Gene Ontology annotation, molecular function: zinc ion binding; nucleic acid binding. The record is from RefSeq and is a predicted model, not a curated record.